GCCGCUGAAACAAACCCGGGAAAAUGUCGUGUUGUGCAGUGGGUUGCCAGAAUCGAAAAUCUGUAAACAAAGGUCUGAGGUUUUACCGAAUACCAUCAACUCACACUCCUUUUAACGCCAACCGCAGACGUCUUUGGUUACAAGCCCUCAGAAGAAUCGACUGGAACGACAACCUAAUUAAAAACGCCCGACUCUGCAGUUCUCACUUCAUAUCAGGAGAGGUGUCCAUGGACUUCAGUAGUCCUGACUUUGUCCCGUCUGUUUUUUCCUACUCAACCCAGUGUGAAGCAAACAAAGGCGAUGCAAAACUUGAGAGAUUUAAGAGGAAAAGAACAAGAGAGGAAACCACACACAGACCAACAGAUCACAUCCACCUGUCCACAGAAGUUACAGAUGAGGUUGCAUCCGAAUCCUCUGCCGCUUGCCUGUCCUCAGAUGACUGCAGAAUGGAGCCUGGUGCUGGUCCUUUCAUCGAAGCCACAGUCCCGAAGGUUCUCCAUGAUGAGCUGAAACUCAAGUACAGCCAACUUUCUGCAGAGUGUGUCAACCUGCGUUCAGAGAUCAACAAACUGAAAUCAGAGAAGGAGGAACUAAAGGAAACACUCAGAAAAACACAGUUUUCCUUUAGCUCUAUCAAGAGCAAAGCGGUGCAUGUUCUGUUUUUCACAGGUCUGACCAGUGUCAUUUUUGAGUGGUUGAUUCAGAAACUUAAAGGCAGUGUAGAGGUUGUGCGUAGCUCUAUGAACCUAGAGGACCAUCUAUUAGUUACCCUAAUGAAACUAAGAUUAGGACUCAGCAACAAGGAUAUUGCUUUUAGAUUUAAUGUCACAGAAUGUGACGUCUCGAAAAUUUUGAAAAGUUGGGGCGGGCGUGUUUCCGAUAAACAAAUUACAGCAGAGUCUGGAUUUUAUGACCUUCUAGAGCAUAAUGAUGAGAUUCUAGCAGAUCGUGGUUUUACCAUCAGAGAUGAGCUUGCCACACGCGGUGCCACCCUUAAGAUCCCUCACUUUACCAAAGGUGGUGGUGACCGCAACAAAACAGAGAAGGAUCACUGA
Molecule: messenger RNA, 1055 nt
Organism: Rhinichthys klamathensis goyatoka
Lineage: Eukaryota; Metazoa; Chordata; Actinopteri; Cypriniformes; Leuciscidae
Exons: 6
Coding region: 24-1055 (343 amino acids)
Source: RefSeq, a predicted model, not a curated record